Exophiala spinifera is the source of this 603-nucleotide messenger RNA. RefSeq lists its product as uncharacterized. Bases 1 to 603 code for a protein of 200 amino acids. The transcript is spliced from 2 exons. The record is from RefSeq and is a predicted model, not a curated record. Lineage: Eukaryota; Fungi; Ascomycota; Eurotiomycetes; Chaetothyriales; Herpotrichiellaceae.
AUGUCAAUCAUUCAAUCUUCGAAGGCCUUACAAAAUGCGGCAAGCCUCGUCCACCUACACGCAUCUGACAUGGUACCAGUUGAAGGACGAAGCGAUAUCUUGAUAUUGGACUUCAGGAAUCGUAAAGAGCUCUUCACACACGAGCUGCGAAAUGUUGUCGCAACAUACAACAAAGUGGAUUUCGUCUCAAUCGCCGAGCAAGAACGUGAAAAUGGCGUGAAUAUCGAAUGGCGCCGGUACAUAGAAUACGCUUGUAUCUUCACACCGUUGAAUGCGCAGCCGACCGAAACGCUAGUCGCCAUCGUUCUGCCCGAUCUCGAAGGGCUGACCAAAGACACGAUCGAUACAAAUGUACACCCGCCCACAAACGCCCCAAAGCCGCUCGACACUCAUCGACAAAGCCCAGCCCAACAACAAUUAUCGGGGAAGCCCGUGAGUAAGGAGAAUGCUGUGGUAUCAUCAGAACGCCAGGAGAUCCACGAAGGUCAAGCCCCGCAAGUAGGGUACAUCCUCACAGCUUACGGGAAAGGUGCGAUCGUCCCCAAGCCCGGUGGUCUGACGAUUGUCCUCAUUCGGUACGAAAGGAAGGCGAGGCUCGAAUAA